GUGACCGACAUAGAAAACAGCUCAGGCUUCUAUUGAUUUCCAUUCUCAUCCAAAGAAUAAUAAAGUACUCACAUGGGUGCACACGCUUUGCUUCCGCACUCAAACACAUCAGGGGACUUUUCAGUUAGUAUUGAUACAAAAUAACAUUUUGUCUAUAGUUAUCACUUAAUUUAAGACAGAAUCAUUUCUGAUGAUGUUGGUACCUCAGAAUUAGAAAUAUACAAAGUGAGACAUUAAAUGCCUCCUGGCCAAUCAAGGAAUACUUUAAAUUAUUUAUUAUUAUUGCUUUUAUUUAAUGCAUUUUAAAUUUUAUAUCUCUAGUACCAUAGUAUUAUUAAAAUUGAGUUAGUUCCUGUACUACUAGUAUUAUUACCAUUGUGCCAUUGAUUUGUUUAUAGUACUAUUACCAUUUAUUAACUAUAUAUUAUAACUAUAGCUUAGCUCAGAUACUGGUAGACUGUUAGCGUAGCUUAGCUCAGAUUCUUGUAGAGAGAGGUAGACUGUUAGCGUAGAUUGGCUCAGAUACUGGUGGACAGAGGUAGACUGUUAGCGUAGCAUAGUUUAGAGACUGAGACAAAGGUAGACUGUUAGCAUAGCUUAGCUCAGAUACUGGUAGACAACGGUAGACUGUUAGCGUAGCUUAGCUCAGAUACUGGUAGACAGAGGUAGACUGUUAGCAUAGCUUAGCUCAGAUACUGGUGGACUGUUAGCAUAGCUUAGCUCAGAUACUGGUAGACUGUUAGCAUAGCUUGGCUCAGAUACUGGUAGACAGAGGUAGACUGUUAGAGUAGCAUAGUUUAGAGACUGAGACAAAGGUAGACUGUUAGCGUAGCUUGGCUCAGAUACUGGUAGACUGUUAGCUUAGCUUAGCUCAGAUACUGGUAGACAGAGGUAGACUGUUAGCAUAGCUUGGCUUAGAUACUGGUAGACAGAGGUAGACUGUUAGCGUAGCUUGGCUCAGAUACUGGUAGACUGUUAGCGUAGCUUGGCUUAGAUACUGGUAGACAGAGGUAGACUGUUAGCAUAGCUUGGCUUAGAUACUGGUAGACAGAGGUAGACUGUUAGCAUAGCUUGGCUUAGAUACUGGUAGACAGAGGUAGACUGUUAGCGUAGCUUGGCUCAGAUACUGGUAGACUGUUAGCGUAGCUUGGCUCAGAUACUGGUAGACAGAGGUAGACUGUUAGCAUAGCUUGGCUUAGAUACUGGUAGACAGAGGUAGACUGUUAGCGUAGCAUAGUUUAGAGACUGUGAGACAAAGCACCAGAUGAGGAUGUACUUUUAGAGGAGAUGGUUUUCACACCUUCAGAUGGAUCGAUGGAGAGAAAAGAGCUUGAAACCAAUCACCUUCCUAUCUGUGCCGCAUCGAUCAGAGAGGGAGGGGGAGGAGAGCCGAAGGGGGAGAAACGGAGAGACAGAAGCCUUCUCUCCGCCUCACGCUUCACAUCUCAGAGAAGAGAAACAAGAAAGGAAGCAAAACGGACAUAGCAAGAUACGUUUGAGUCAAACAGUGUUAUUAGUUUCAAGAUUUGUUUUUUCAAAUCGCUGAAAAAAAAAAAAGAGGAUCUCAAUUUUUUUUAAUUGAAUAUCUCACAACAGUUAUUUUUAUUUAAUUUUUCAAGAAACCCCAAUGAUGUCUUACCAGGUGUUGCUGUCAAUCCUCUGGGUUGUCAUGGCGAUGGUGGUAGACCAGGGAGGUGCAGCACGGGUGAUGAGUGGACAGACGGUGUGUCUCAGAGGUCCAAAGCGUCCCUGCUACAAAAUCGCAUACUUCCACGAUGUGUCAAGCCGCGUCUCCUUCAGGGAGGCUCUGCAGGCCUGUGAGAUGGACGCAGGAGCUCUGCUCAGCAUCGAGAGCUUGGAGGAGCAGACGCACAUCCAACACCUGCUGCAGAAACUGCGCUCAGGAGCAGUGGGAGGAGCAGGAGGAGGAGCAGGAGGAGGAGGAGGAGCAGGAGGAGGUAUAGCUGACGGUGAUUUCUGGAUCGGUCUGACCCGAAGGGAUGGAGAUGAUCAGACUCAUCCUGAACUUAGCAACACCUUCACUGCCUGUCCAGAGCGCUACCAUUGGACCGAUGGAAGCCCCGCCCCCUUCAGGAACUGGUAUUUUGAUGAGCCGUCCUGUGGAGGAGAAGCCUGUGUUGUGAUGUACCAUCAACCAACUGCCCUACCUGGACUGGGUGGAGCUUAUCUCCACCAAUGGAACGACGACCGCUGCAACAUGAAGCACAACUUCAUAUGCAAAUACAAGCCAGGGUUCCUGAAAGCAAAGGGCCACACACCUGUGGGGCGGAGCACAGAGACCACUACAGCUGGACGUGUGGUCAAACAACCCACUGGCAGUGAGGAGGUGCCCCCUCAGGUGACCAUGGCUGGAGCUUCAGGCAUGUUACUGGUGUACGUCAUCAUACCCACAAUCCCCCUGCUCCUGCUCAUCCUGAUGGCUUCUGGGACAUGUUGUUUUCAGAUGCUCAGUAGAAGUACUCCUCGCACAAAGACGUCUACGACGCUACAUUCAAACCUUUGGAUCUCCAAGACGCCCAAAGCAGACCGGAUGGAGGUCUGAGGUCCUCAGUGAAGUGCAGGUGAUGAGCAGCAGACAGAAGGACCCGGGUGGAGU
Molecule: messenger RNA, 2617 nt
Organism: Pungitius pungitius (ninespine stickleback)
Lineage: Eukaryota; Metazoa; Chordata; Actinopteri; Perciformes; Gasterosteidae
Gene: chodl
Product: chondrolectin
Exons: 10
Coding region: 1628-2563 (311 amino acids)
Biological process (GO): positive regulation of axonogenesis
Cellular component (GO): cytoplasm
Source: RefSeq, a predicted model, not a curated record